Molecule: messenger RNA, 1162 nt
Organism: Aspergillus pseudonomiae
Lineage: Eukaryota; Fungi; Ascomycota; Eurotiomycetes; Eurotiales; Aspergillaceae
Product: mitochondrial import receptor subunit TOM22
Exons: 3
Coding region: 112-573 (153 amino acids)
Biological process (GO): intracellular protein transport
Cellular component (GO): mitochondrial outer membrane
Source: RefSeq, a predicted model, not a curated record
AUUUCCGUCACCUCUCAAUUUCAAUUCCAUCCAAUACCGCAACGCCGUCAAUUUACCUCGCCCAUUCAUAUACUUUAUAAUCUCCCAUCCAAUCAAUAACCUAUAGUCAAGAUGGUUCAGCUCCAAGAAGUCGAGGACGAGCACUACGCCCAGGAGAAGCCCCAGGCCACCAAGAACAACGUCCUUCUGGCCUCGGAUGACGAGGAUGACGACUACACUGAUACCGAGUCUGAGAUCUCCGAGGACUCCGAUGUCGAGCUCGAUGGCGAGACCUUCUACGAGCGUCUGUCCGCUCUGAAAGAUAUCAUCCCUCCCUCCGCCCGCCGCCAGGUCAACAGCACAGUUUCCUCCAUCACUUCAUUCACAAAGUCCAGUCUCAUGUUCAGCGGUAGGGCACUCUGGGUUAUCAGCACCAGUGCCUUCCUUGUCGGUAUCCCAUUCGCGCUCGCCUAUGCGGAGGAGGAGCAGUAUGUGCAGAUGGAGCGUGAGCAGGGCAUGAUCAAGGGUGCCAACGAGAUGCUCACCCCCGGAGCGAUCUCCGAGGAGCAGAAGCAGGCUCAACCUACUCUGUAAAUGGACAUCGCUAGCGAAGGCAAAGACUGCAACAGGUGUCAAUGAUCAACCAUUAACAGCCUUAACCUAUAGUCUAUGCUCGAACCGCCUGUUGCUUUAGAGCCUGCUGUACGCCAUCGGUCUGCCUGGGGCAGAUCAGUGUGGCAACAAUGACCCUGUCUGGUGUUCCCGAUAUACGCAAAUCGAACCACGCGUCAAAUGGAUUUGAAAACAGUAAAAUUAUUAAAAACUGCAAUGCAUGACCACACAAUCCGCAUGCGUUCUGAAAAGGGUAUACAAAGCAUCCGAUUGAACAAUCGCCUGCGAUUUCCAAAAUAUAAUUUAUGGGUGGGCCGGCGCGGCAAUAAAAAGAAUGGACUUAAUGGUUGGGGGAAUGGCUUUCAUCCAUCUGUCAUUUCGGAGUCUUCGAUCCUUCUAUGUACCUUUUUUCUUCUCCCCUCAUGCCUCUGUUUCUGGAAGUCCUGGAGCGGGCAAUGCAUGUAUUUGUAUAACUCAUACUGAUUCCUUUUCUUUUUCGUUUCGCUGAUGUCGUUUGUUAUUUAUUUUGGUCAACGUAUGCCUAGAUAAUGGAACGUGAAUGAAUCUAGAG